Molecule: messenger RNA, 1216 nt
Organism: Paramecium sonneborni
Lineage: Eukaryota; Ciliophora; Oligohymenophorea; Peniculida; Parameciidae
Source: the annotation of a GenBank genome assembly
AUGAAUAAUCCUGUUUUGAAUGCUGCAAAAACAGCUUUAUCAAAAUAGUUAUAGAUUUCUGAUCCUACUUUAAUUUAUAAGCAUUUCUUAAAAUACCCAAAUCUAUGUUCAAAAGAAUUAUUGUAAAAUGAAAAUUAUUAAGAAAUACUAAAUAAAUUAAUAUUUUUAGGAGGAUUUCAUGAAAGAAGAAACUGUGGAACUAUUAUAAAAGAUAUGGUUGCUAAUUGUUUAAGAUAAUUUAGAGAUUUGGAACCUAAUUUAGAUAUUUCAAAUUUAGUUUAAUUAUUCUUAACAUUAAGCAAUGUUUUAAUAUAUGAUGAAAAAAUAAUUACUUAUAUUCUUAAUUAAUUGAAACAGAAAUAAGAUUAAAUUUAGGUUAAAUAAUUGCAAUCUAUUUCACAUUGUUUUUAUAAACUAGGAAUAUAAGAUUAAUAUUGGCCUGAUCUUAUGCAUCAAAAGGUUCUAAGUUAUAGUAAAGUUUUUGGAAUUUAAGAUUUAGUAUAGUAUAUCCAUAUAGUUAGCAAUUAAGUUUUAUUAAAUAAUGUUUAAGAAGAGAGGCUAUUUUAAUUAUUAGAAUUAUUGUAAUAUAAAUUUAUACAUCAAAAAAAACAUAUUUACUUAUCAAAAUUUUAAUUUUAGUUCACUUAAUUAUUAUUUAAUUUAUAUCCAGAACUUAUAAAGUAAAAGUAUGAUUAUCCUUAUUGUAAUGAAGAUAAUAGAUAUAAAAUCUUUUUUAAUAAUUUUAAGAAAUACUAUUAGAUAUGUAGAUUACUUCUAGAUAGAAAAGAAAGUAAUAUAUCAGUAGAUUAUUUUGAAAAUGAUAAUUUUCCUAAUUUAAUAAGAACAAAGGAUGAUUUAAUUGAAAAAAAAUAAUCAUAAUUUGAAUAAAAUAUAGAGUAACUAUUAAAGAGGUUAAAAUUAAAUUAUAAAUGCUAACAAAAAAUAAGCAUAUAUGAUAUUGACUUUUUUGUAGAGAAUUCAUUUUUAAUAAAUUGUAAUGGACCGACUCAUUAUAUUGAGAAUUUAGAAAAGGAAGUAUUAAGAAAAUCUCCUAAUUUUUUUAUGUAGCAAAGGUAAAAGAUAAUACUUAAAAAAAAGACAUUUGAAACAACUAGAUAAUUAUAAAAUAAUAGACUUAGAUUUUUAUUUUUGGGACAAAUACGAUACUUCAGAUAAAUAUACCUAAGAGUUCAAGAAAUUGUUAAAUUUAAUAUGA